Molecule: messenger RNA, 1368 nt
Organism: Drosophila bipectinata
Lineage: Eukaryota; Metazoa; Arthropoda; Insecta; Diptera; Drosophilidae
Gene: Non2
Product: upstream activation factor subunit spp27 homolog Non2
Cellular component (GO): nucleus
Source: RefSeq, a predicted model, not a curated record
AGCAACCCUGUACAGACGCCGGACACUUGGAAAAAAAGAGAAAAAAAGAGUAGAAGCCUUCUCGGAAAAAUCGCCCAGGAAACAUUAAAAGUCCACCAAACGCAGUUCCGCAGAGCUGAAAAAAACGUGUCGCGCCGCAAGUCGGAAGAAGGUACAUACAAGUUAGGAACAUGUCGGACAUCUCCAGCGAGGACCUGCGCCGCGAAAUCCAAGCGGUGCUGAAGGACGCCGACUUGUCCACUAUUUCCGCUAAGCGAGUUCGCGAGCAGGUGGAGGGCAAGCUCAACUGCUCCCUGCUGAACCGAAAGAAGGAGUUCGACAAGAUCGUUAUGGAGGUGAUCAAUGAGCAGCAGGAUGAGGAGGAUGACGAGGACGAUGACGAUGGCAAGGACCCUGAUGCCGAUCCCGAUGAUGAGAGCGAGCAGAGCGAGGAGGAAGAUCCCAGCAGCAGUGAGGAAGAGUCCCAGAAGAAGAAGAAGCCGGGACCCAAGAAGCGACCUCAGCCCACCAAGCACAAGGCGCCGAAGAAGAAGCGUAAGAGCUUGAAUGCCGACGACUCCGGUACCGAAAGUGAUGCCGGAUCCGAUUCCGACUACGAAGUGGUGAAGAAGCCGGCCGCCAAGAAGAAGGCCAAGGCCUCUGGCGGUGCUGGCAGUGGUAGCGGCAGGAAGAGCACUGGUUUCACACGUGCCUACAACCUGUCACCGGAGUUGAGCGCCUUGAUGGGCGCCCAGUCACUGCCGCGUCACGAGGUGGUCAAGAAGGUGUGGGCCAUCAUUAAGGAGCGCGAUCUGUAUGAUCCGAAGAACAAGCAGUUCGCCAUCUGCGACGAUGAACUCAUGAAGGUGAUGAAGAUCCGCCGCUUCCGCACCUUCGGCAUGCUGAAGCACCUCAAGCCGCAUUUCCUCGACUAAAUCCCGCCGAUCCCCUCCAGAUGCAAAUAGGCCUCACAUACAUACACAACAUACAUCGCUUACAGCUUGAGCUUAGUUUCCACUCUUCCUCACUCUCGCUCUCCGGCAAACUUUCGGCUCCGCAUGAUUUGUUUGUUCCAAUUUUUUAUUAAGAUUUAGUUACGCGAUGUAGACUUCCGCGUCCUGACUUCUUCCGGGAGCACGGGAUAUAUAUGUGUGUAGCAUUAAACUAAUUAAGUCUACGGCAUUUUAAGUAAAAAGUAUGAAAGGACGACACUGAAAGGAAAACAAAUUAAGAAUGAAUAUAAUUGUAAUACAUAAAAAAAAAACGAAUGUAUAAUUUUUUGUAACGAACUCGAGUAGUUUACAUUUUAUAUAAACUUAUGGAAAAAACAUAACAAGUUUAAGGUAACAAAAAAAUGAGAAAUAGACGAGUGAUGCAUCUGAAAUAUAA